Molecule: messenger RNA, 5561 nt
Organism: Cercocebus atys (sooty mangabey)
Lineage: Eukaryota; Metazoa; Chordata; Mammalia; Primates; Cercopithecidae
Gene: CHM
Product: choroideremia (Rab escort protein 1)
Exons: 16
Coding region: 34-2034 (666 amino acids)
Biological process (GO): intracellular protein transport; small GTPase-mediated signal transduction; vesicle-mediated transport
Cellular component (GO): cytosol; nucleus; cytoplasm
Molecular function (GO): GDP-dissociation inhibitor activity
Source: RefSeq, a predicted model, not a curated record
AAGUGAUAGUCACAUGACGCGUUUCCCGUCAAGAUGGCGGAUACUCUCCCUUCGGAGUUUGAUGUGAUCGUAAUAGGGACUGGUUUGCCUGAAUCCAUCAUUGCAGCUGCAUGUUCAAGAAGUGGCCGGAGAGUUCUGCAUGUUGAUUCAAGAAGCUACUAUGGAGGAAACUGGGCCAGUUUUAGCUUUUCAGGACUAUUGUCCUGGCUAAAGGAACACCAGGAAAACAGUGACAUUGAAAAUGACAGUCCAGUGUGGCAAGACCAGAUCCUUGAAAAUGAAGAAGCCAUUGCUCUUAGCAGGAAGGACAAAACUAUUCAACAUGUGGAAGUAUUUUGUUAUGCCAGUCAGGAUUUGCAUGAAGAUGUAGAAGAGGCUGGUGCACUGCAGAAAAAUCAUGCUCUUGUGACAUCUGCAAACUCCACAGAAGCUGCAGAUUCUUCCUUCCUACCUAUGGAGGAUGAGUCAUUAAGCACUAUGAACUGUGAAAUGCUCACAGAACAAACUCCAAGCAGUGAUCCAGAGAAUGUGCUAGAAGUAAAUGGUGCUGAAGUGACAGGGGAAAAAGAAAACCAUUGUGAUGAUAAAACUUGUGUGCCAUCAACUUCAGCAGAAGACGUGAGUGAAAAUGUGCCUAUAGCAGAAGAUACCACAGAACAACCAAAGAAAAACAGAAUUACUUACUCGCAAAUUAUUAAAGAAGGCAGGAGAUUUAAUAUUGAUUUAGUAUCAAAGCUGUUGUAUUCUCGAGGAUUACUAAUUGAUCUUCUAAUCAAGUCUAAUGUUAGUCGAUAUGCAGAGUUUAAAAAUAUUACCAGGAUUCUUGCAUUUCGAGAAGGACGAGUGGAACAGGUUCCUUGUUCCAGAGCAGAUGUCUUUAAUAGCAAACAACUUACUAUGGUAGAAAAGCGAAUGCUAAUGAAAUUUCUUACAUUUUGUAUGGAAUAUGAGAAAUAUCCUGAUGAAUAUAAAGGAUAUGAAGAUAUUACAUUUUAUGAAUAUUUAAAAACUCAAAAAUUAACCCCCAACCUCCAAUAUAUUGUCCUGCAUUCAAUUGCAAUGACAUCAGAGACAGCCAGCAGUACCAUAGAUGGUCUCAAAGCUACCAGAAACUUUCUUCACUGUCUUGGGCGAUAUGGCAACACUCCAUUUUUGUUUCCUUUGUAUGGCCAAGGAGAACUCCCCCAGUGUUUCUGCAGGAUGUGUGCAGUGUUUGGUGGAAUUUAUUGUCUUCGCCAUUCAGUACAGUGCCUUGUAGUGGACAAAGAAUCCAGAAAAUGUAAAGCAAUUAUAGAUCAGUUUGGUCAGAGAAUUAUCUCUGAGCAUUUCCUCGUGGAGGACAGUUACUUUUCUGAGAACAUGUGCUCACGUGUGCAAUACAGGCAGAUCUCCAGGGCAGUGCUGAUUACAGAUAGAUCUGUCCUAAAAACAGAUUCAGAUCAACAGAUUUCCAUUUUGACAGUGCCAGCAGAGGAACCAGGAACGUUUGCUGUUCGGGUCAUUGAGUUAUGUUCUUCAACGAUGACAUGCAUGAAGGGCACCUAUUUGGUUCAUUUGACUUGCACAUCUUCUAAAACAGCAAGAGAAGAUUUAGAACCAGUUGUGCAGAAGUUGUUUAUUCCAUAUACUGAAAUGGAGAUAGAAAAUGAACAAGUAGAAAAGCCAAGAAUUCUGUGGGCACUUUACUUCAAUAUGAGAGAUUCGUCAGACAUCAGCAGGAGCUGUUAUAAAGAUUUACCAUCCAACGUGUAUGUCUGCUCUGGCCCAGAUUGUGGUUUAGGAAAUGAUAAUGCAGUCAAACAGGCACUAAGGAUCGAGUUGACUAAAAGUGUUUGUCAUCCUGGAGGAAUCACUGUCAGGCUGAAACACUUUUCCAGGAAAUCUGCCCCAGUGAAGAUUUCUGUCCCCCUCCACCAAAUCCUGAAGACAUUGUCCUUGAUGGAGACGGUUUACAGCCAGAGGCUUCAGAAUCCAGUGCCAUACCAGAGGCUAACUCAGAGACUUUCAAGGAAAGCACAAACCUUGGAAACCUAGAGGAGUCCUCUGAAUAAUGGAUAUACACCGAACUGGAUACCCAACUUUGGAAAUUUCUACUGGUCUCAGAGUCUACUUGAUAGAAGGACUGUUUGAAAAAUGUUAGAAAGCAACAGCAAUUAUAAGGCAAAAUAGGUAAUAGAAAUCCAAAAGGGGAUUUUCCUUAUAGAGGACGUUACAAGAACACACAACACUUACAAAGCACAUUGACUUGCUCAUUUUGAAUACCAAACUUGUGUGACUAGCAGAUGAAAAUUAUAAAUCAGUUGAUUCUCAGGAAUGUAACUGUGGAUAUGAAAGUGAUCCUAUGCAUUGUUAAUAAUUCCAUGGUCUUAGGACAAUUUUGCUUACCACUAUGGAUCUUUGUUUGAAAGCCACAUUUUCAGAACCAGCUCACAUAUUUUCUUUGGUUAUUUGAAUUAUAUUUUCUUUAUGGACAAGAGCAUCAUAGCAUAAUGAUAAAAACAUAUAGAAAAACUAAAGUAUCAUGAUCUAGAUAGAAGCCUGUAUUUAGAAUACAGGUUUGUUUUGUUUUGUUUUGCUUUCUAUGUUGAGAAGCAUUGAAAAUGCUAAUACAAAGGUGUUUAAACAUUGUUAAGAACAAGUCAGUAGUGUUUUUUAGUAUCAGUAGUGAUAUUUGUUUGUAAAUUAUUUACAUAUUGGGAAAGGUCAAUAAUGAAGAAGUGAAAGAAUGGAAGGAAAGGUGUGGAUAGGCUCAUUGAUAUUUGGAUGUUCUGUCUUUCAAAUAACUAGAGUAUUAGGCUAAUUGUCUACAGACCUAAUUUAAUCCUGGCUCUCCUUCUGAUGAUAUGUGGUAAAUUGUUUAAUUUCUGAGCCUACGUUUCCCCAUAUAUAAAGUGGAAAUAGUAUUACUGUGCCUACUGUAUGAGAAUGGUUAUGAAGACCAAUGCAAUGCCAUGUUUAGAAUGGGUUUGCCAGAAGAAAAUCGUUUUAGAAUUUUCCCAUUGACUUGAUGAAUCUCAGAAGUCUCAUGCAGGAAAUAAUUGCUUGUUGUCAGUCAACAAACGAAAUAGAUCACAGCAUUUUUAUUGCAUUAAGCUUUUUAAAUGAAAAUUUCUUUUUAAAAUUAGUAUUUUAUAUUCUUACAUACAGACCAGUAAAAAUAGUAACAAGUAGAAUUGUGGUUUUGAAAUAUUACUAAGGAAAACACUCUAUAAAUUGUUAAUAUUCCUUUUCUGGUAGGUAAACCUGCAACCACCAAGGGCUCCAAAUUGUGUAUGACAGUUGGCAAGCCCUAAAAUACACUCUACAUAAAAAUGUUAGUGUUGCCUCUAAUCCCAGCACUUUGGGAGGCUGAGACGGGCAGAUCACUUGAGGUCAGGAGUUUAAGACCAGCCUGGCCAACAUGACGAAACCCCAUCUCUACUAAAAAUACAAAAUUUUAGCUGGGUGUGAUAGCGGGCACCUGUAAUCUCAACUACUUUGGAGGCUGAGAUAGGAGACUCACUUGAACCAGGGAGGCGGAGGUUGCAGUGAGCCAAGAUUGUGCCACUGCACUCAGCCUGGGUGACAGAGCAAGACUCUGUCUCAAAAAAAAAAGAAGUUAGGGCUGUACAUAGGUAGCAAACCAAGCUACAGUGACGUUGCCUGUAUUUAAAUUUUCUCAAAUGGCCAAGCUCUGAUGGUCUACUUUAUUUGAGUAAUAGUUUAGACUUACAAUUGCCUGUAAAUAAACAAACAAAUGCACUCUUAGUUUUUUUGUUUUUUUGGGUUUUUUUCCACAAGAUCUGGCCUAUAUUGUCUGUCAGGAAGCCAUGGCUCCAAUGUAAAGUACAUAGUUCUUACAUACUUCAACUGCAGCUGGUCCCUGACCUCACCAGGUUUCAGAGAUGUUCUUAAAGGAAGCCAGCUGUGACAGGUCACAGAUUCAUGGGAAAUGGAAAGAACCAAGGAACGUAGCUCUUGCCUCACCUUUCUACCCACUGCAGAUGUAGUUCAAGCCAGAAUAAUGGAAGAACUUAACUUACUAGCCUCUCAGGCUGCUCCUAUCCCUACCUCCCAGUGUACAGCCCCUCCCCAUCUCUUUAGUCCCCUUUCCUUCGCUUCCCCUUUUAUAAUGUCACAUAAAUCAGGGACAGUAGGAUCACAUUAUAACCUACUUUGUCACAGGGAUUCGAUUUUUCUUAUAUCAAAUCAUGUUUCCUGAAACCCAGCUGGGGCAUAUGCACUCAAUGUCUAAUACAUGCCUAUUAAUGUACCGGGUAUUGGCCUUGCCCCUGAAUAUCAGCAAUAUAUUAUAAAAGAUUCCAGUAGAUGAGACGAUUGAGUCUGAGUACAAUUGCAGUAAAUUCUGCCAAUAAAGAUAUUGUACUGUUACGGUCUUAGAGUUAAGGCCACUUGAAUGCAGUAUGCACAUUCAUGUAAACAGACAAUCAGGGUAGGCCUAGAAUAACCACAAAAAUUCUAUUGGCCUUACUACAGCCGCCUAUGUGUAGAACAAUGGAGGAGAUAGUUUGUGGUCCAUUAUUGUACCCUGUUUCAUCCAUUAGCCAGCAUCAGAAUCUCUCUUUCAGGUCAUUUAUUAAAUACGAUUGAAAUGUUUAAAAGUUCCUGAACAUGAUUCGUGAUGAUUAAAAUAUCAUAUGACUGAUAAAAGACUUUAAGAACUUCAGAUAUUACCUGUUGCCUCAAAAUGUAACAGAAAUUAUUCUUAGAGCUUUCUUUUUAGCUAUCCUAAUUACUUCAAAUAAAUAUUUGUUCUUAUAGUUUUAAAUCUAAAAGAAAAAUCUUUUGGUUUUGUUUUAAAACCUUAAACUUGAAGUCAUAUUAAUAAAAUUAAUAUAUUGUACAUAGUGGAAAAUUUUCAGUAGCUAAUUUAAAAUUUCAAAAAAUGCUAUUAAAGAAUUUUGAUUCAUAUAUUUAAACUUUUUAGUUAUGCAUGCUUCUUAUUAACCAAAAAUGAUAAUACCAUUCAGUUUAGUGAGCAGUAUGAGAACCAAUACCUAAUCCUUAUGUUGCUGUUGUAUAUUUUCCUAGUGGUGUGCCUGCUCAGAAAAACAUACACUGUAUGUGUAUACAUACUUGUGUAUAUAUAAAAGGUCAAUUUAUAUAUUUUUCUAUAGGAAAAUGGAAUAACAAUUUCCCUACCUCCCAUAAUAUGUAUUUGUCCAUAUUAAAAUAGCCACAUUGAUGAUAAUUUCUAGAACUAGUUUCUGAGAUUGUCAGCCCUUUGUCUAAAAUAAUGGCAGUAUUAAUGAUUGACUUCUGUCACUGCCAUAGUUACCUGGAUUGGCAGCCUUAGUAGCCUUUGUCUAAAGUCCUAAAGAGUUCCCAAAAAAUGUGUUGAAAUUUAAUUGCUAAAUAGUGGUUGGUGAUUCUUUACAUCAGGAAUUGUAAUAAUUUUCUUGCAAAUAAGUUAUUUACUGCUAUUGAUAUUGAAGAAUUCAUCUUUUACUCAGUUAAUUUUAUUAUAUGUAUUUCAAAAAGCAUGAAUAUAUGAUUAUUCAUAAAUUGUACACUUUAACAGUAAGUUUUCAAAGGAAAUAAAGACUUUUAAAUCCUUUUCA